Messenger RNA from Vanrija pseudolonga, 2528 nucleotides. It is a transcript of the gene trm1, whose product is annotated as tRNA (guanine(26)-N(2))-dimethyltransferase. Gene Ontology annotation, cellular component: nucleus. Lineage: Eukaryota; Fungi; Basidiomycota; Tremellomycetes; Trichosporonales; Trichosporonaceae. Gene Ontology annotation, molecular function: RNA binding; tRNA (guanine(10)-N2)-methyltransferase activity. The coding region runs from base 35 to 1906 and encodes 623 amino acids. The record is from RefSeq and is a predicted model, not a curated record. Gene Ontology annotation, biological process: tRNA N2-guanine methylation. The transcript has 4 exons.
AGUCCAGCAGCAGGCAGCAGGUGGCUAUCAGCACAUGCGCUUUGCGUCAACAACAUUGAUUCUCCAUCGCGCAUCACGCAACAUGUCGACCUCCUCCAUCCCCUACACGGUCCCUCUGCCGGGAGGAAUCCCAGACAAGUACCGCCCGCACACGGAGCAGACGACCACCAUCCUCGUGCCCAAGGCCAACACGGCAUUCCUCAACCCCGUUCAAGAGUACAACCGUGACCUGAGCGUGUCGGUCAUCCGGGCUUGGAACGACCAGCGCAAGGAGGAGUUGGAGGCCAGAUGGCGCGCCAACGCCGUCAAGAAGGAGGCCAAGGGCAAGGGCAAGACCAGGGGCAAGGCCAACGGUGCGGAGAAGCCUGCCGAGGAGGAGAAGCCCGCCACGGAGGAGAGCGCUGGUGCUGAGGGCUCGUCGUCGACCGAGCCGAAAAAGGAAUUUGUCCCAAGCAAGAUCACGAUCCUCGAGGCGCUGUCCGCAACCGGUCUUCGCUCAAUCCGGUACGCCAAGGAGAUCCCUGAUGUCAAGGUGGUGCUCGCAAACGACCUGUCGCCGUCGGCGUGCGAGGCCAUGCGUCAAAACGUCGCGCUGAACGGCGUUGGACCGGUUGAGGAAGGAGCCGAGAAGCCCGCUGAGGCCGUCGACCUCGGGCGCCGCGAAGGCUGCACCGGCUACGUCCACGUCAAUGAGGGAGACGCCUGCGCGCUCAUGUACGGCCACCGCACACCACGGGAACGGGUCGACGUCGUUGACCUCGACCCGUACGGCACUGCCGCUCCAUUCAUCGACGCUGCCCUCGGCUGCAUCGCCGACGGCGGCUUGCUCGCCGUUACGUGCACCGACCUCGCUGUCCUCGCUGGCUCCAGCUACCCCGAGAAGUGCUUCUCAAACUACGGUGGUGUUUGCGCCAAGGCCGAGUACUCGCACGAGGUCGCUCUCCGCCUUGUUCUGAACUCGCUCGCGCAGGCGGCCGCCCGCUACGGCCGCACCAUCACCCCUCUCAUCUCUCUCUCGAUCGACUUUUACGUCCGCCUGUUCGUCCGUGUCGACUCCAAGCCCGUCGAGGUCAAGCGGUUGGCUAGCCAGACCGGCAUCGUCUACAUUUGCAACUUUUGCGAAACCCCUGUCACCCAGCCGUUCGGCAAGGUUCUUGAGAAGCCCAGCAAGAACGGUGACUUCACCAACACCGUGUACCGUUCAGCUGGCGGCCCGAAGGCGUCAGCGGACUGCGAGGAGUGUGGCUCGCCUCAGCAUGUCGCCGGCCCGAUGUGGCUCGGCCCGAUCCAGGACCCCACCUUUGUCUCGCGCGUCCUCAAGAGCAUCGAGGCCGACAAGGCCCACUACGGCACCUACCCCCGCAUGAACGGCAUGCUUACGAUGGCCCACGACGAGCUGCCAGACCCAUUCUACUUUACCUCGAACAAGAUCCACGGUUUCGCGCACACGAGCGCUGGACCAACAAAACAGGUCGUGUCGGCGCUCCUCAACGCAGGGUACAAGGUGUCCCGCUCUCAUGCCGCUCCUGGAUCCGUCAAGACGGACGCGCCGCGCGCGUUUGUCUGUGACAUUGUCCGCGAGCACGUCAAGACGCACCCUGUCCGCAUGGACAAGAUCUCGGAGAAGUCGCCUGCCCGUGCCUUUGUGUCCAAGGCCAUGACACACGAGGUCGACCUCAAGAUCCACCCCGAGGCGAAGAACUACGACAAGCAGGACAAGGUUGUCUACUACCAGCUCAACCCGCUGCCCAACUGGGGUCCGGGUUCGAGGGCCCGCAGCGUGCGCAAAGACCAGCCAGAACAGCAGGGCAAGCGAAAGGCCGAGGACAGCGCCGAGGGAGCCGAGAAGAAGGCCAAGGUUGCCGAGGUCGUCGAGGACGACGAGGAGGCGGCGAUGAACGCAUAGACACAUCUGUAGGAUUACAACAUUAUCAACGUGAUUUACCCUGGAACAACUACUAUCUCCUUAUGCCCGAGAUAUCGAGUGCAAACGCGUCGGACCAGGCGCUGCGAGCUGCGUACGGCGGCGCGAUCGGUAGCCGGCGGGGGACAUACUCUAGCUCGACAACGUCCUUGUUGCCGUCAUCGACCGCUCCAGGCUUCACGCCGGCCGCGGUGAGGCUACUGCUGGGCGACACAAAUGUCGUCCCGAGCAUGAGGUAGGGGAGGUCCGGUUCGUCGUCGUCGUCAUAGUGGGAUAUCCGCUUCUCGCCUUCAGGGUCCUCGGACGGCAUGCGGACGAGGAAGGACACUGCAAUGUCGUCUGGUGCCUUCUUGGUCGGGGCUGCGACAACGGCAAGCGGCUGCGUGGUUAGGUCGGAACGGACGUUGUGUAGCAGUGAUAAGGAACAUUGGCGUUAGAGGACUCGCACGACAGACGUCGGCAUAAGCCCGCGCCCUGUUGGUUGCCGAGCACCAAACACCGGCGCCGGCGAGCGGAUCGACGCCACAGACAUCUCGCAGGUGGCACUGUCGUCCGACCGGGUGCCACCGACCUCCGCCCGCCCUGCGGCACCACGCGCACGCCA